This is a messenger RNA of Triplophysa rosa, 4183 nucleotides long. RefSeq names its product structural maintenance of chromosomes 2 (gene smc2). Gene Ontology annotation, molecular function: ATP hydrolysis activity; protein binding; ATP binding. Gene Ontology annotation, biological process: chromosome organization. Bases 108 to 3707 code for a protein of 1199 amino acids. Lineage: Eukaryota; Metazoa; Chordata; Actinopteri; Cypriniformes; Nemacheilidae. The record is from RefSeq and is a predicted model, not a curated record. Gene Ontology annotation, cellular component: chromosome. The transcript is spliced from 24 exons.
AUGGUUGAACUGAAAGCAGCUUGGAAGCUCACUGGGGUUAUUUUGCGCACUGUUUUAUCGAUUUGUAGCGUUGCGUUUGUAUUUUACUCGUACGGUGUUCGGUCGAAAUGUACAUAAAGUCUAUUGUACUAGAGGGCUUCAAGUCCUACGCAGAGAGGACGGAGAUUAACGGCUUUGAUCAGUAUUUUAACGCCAUUACUGGACUCAACGGUAGUGGAAAGUCAAAUAUACUGGAUUCCAUCUGCUUUCUGUUGGGGAUAUCUAACCUUUCACAGGUUCGUGCCACCAAUCUCCAAGAUCUGGUGUACAAAAAUGGACUGGCUGGCAUCACCAAGGCUACAGUGUCCAUCACUUUCGACAACUCCAACAAGAAACAAAGUCCUCUGGGGUUUGAGACGCAUGAUGAGAUAACCAUUACAAGACAGGUGGUCAUAGGUGGACGCAAUAAAUACCUCAUAAAUGGUGUAAACGCAAACAACCUGCGAGUCCAGGAUCUGUUUUGCUCAGUUGGAUUGAAUGUCAACAACCCCCAUUUUCUGAUCAUGCAGGGAAGAAUCACCAAGGUCUUAAACAUGAAGCCUCCUGAGAUUCUGGCCAUGAUUGAAGAGGCGGCAGGUACCAGGAUGUAUGAGUGCAAGAAGAUCAGUGCUCAGAAAACCAUAGAGAAGAAAGAUGCCAAACUGAAAGAGAUUCAGACCAUCCUGGAUGAGGAGAUCACCCCUGCUAUGGAGAAACUGAAAGAGGAGCGUUCGUCCUACUUGGAGUACCAGAAGCUGAUGCGUGAGAUCGAACACUUGAGUCGUCUGUAUGUGGCGUACCUGUUUGUGUGCGCUGAAGAGACCAAGCUUAAGUCCGCUGAAGACCUGCAGGAGAUGCAGAGCUCCAUCACCCAGCUGCAAGAGAACAUGAGACAGAAUGAGGCCACAGUGAAGGAGCUGAGCGCAGAGAUACAUGAGCUGGAGCGCAGGAGGGAUAAGGAGGUCGGAGGAGUUUUGAAGACUCUGGAAGAGACGGUGUCUGAAGCCCAGAGAGUAGACACAAAGGCCCAGAGCACUCUUGAUCUGAAGAAACAAAAUCUGAAAGACGAAACCAAGAAGAGAAAAGAUCUGAUCAAAAACAUGGAGGAGGAUAAGAUAAUGAUGUCGGCCAAGGAAGCCGAGGUUGCUAAGGUGGUGGAGCAGCUGAAGGUGGUUCAGGAGGAGGGGCAGAAAGAUGCAGAAGCAUUGGAGGUGGCCCAACAGCAUUUUAAGGCGGUGUCAGCUGGCCUUUCAGCCAAUGAGGAUGGAGUCGAGGCCACGCUUAAUGAGCAGAUGAUGACCUGCAAGAAUGACAUGAGCAAAGCUGAAACUGAGGCCAAACAGGCUCAAAUGAAACUGAAACAUGCUCAGCAAGAGCUGAAGACUAAGCAGGCUCAGGUCAAGAAGAUGGACGGUGGUUACAAAAAGGACCAGGACACAUUUGGGGGCGUGAAAAAGAACAUUGACAAGCUACAGGCUGAAAUGAAGAAACUUAACUAUGAAGAUGGGCGAGAGGAGGGUCUACUGGAGCGGAAGAGGCAGUUUUCUCGUGAUGUCGCUCGGCUCAGAGAAUCAUACGAGUCCCUCAUGGGCCAGUUCCCCAACCUGCGCUUUGAAUAUAAGGACCCAGAGAGGGGCUGGGACAGCAGUAAGGUGAAGGGUUUGGUGGCGAAUCUCUUCAGCGUGACUGACGUGUCAAACGCUACAGCUCUGGAGGUGGUAGCUGGUGGUCGACUCUAUAACGUUGUGGUUGACAACGAGGUUACUGGAAAGAAGCUUCUGGAAAAGGGUGAACUGAAACGCAGAUACACCAUCAUUCCUCUGAACAAGAUCUCAGCCCGUACCCUCAAUGACAACGUAGUGCGCACUGCUAAAAACCUGGUUGGAGCAGAUAACGUACACACAGCUCUGUCAUUGGUAGGUUAUGAGUCAGAGCUGAGGAAGGCCAUGGAGUAUGUGUUUGGCACUACGCUGGUGUGUGACAGUUUGGACAAUGCUAAAAGAGUUGCCUUUGAAAAAGGUGUGAGCACAAAGACAGUCACGCUUGGAGGAGACGUGUUCGACCCGCAGGGAACGCUGACUGGAGGUGCACGUGCUCAGACAGCCUCGGUCCUGUCAAAGCUGGCCGAGGUGAAGGACGUUCAGGACAGUCUGAGAGCUAAAGAGUCUGAACUCACCGCUGUGGAGUCUGAGCUCAGUGGCCUCAAGGGAACAGCUGAGAAGUACCGUCAGCUGAAGCAGCAGCUGGACCUGAAGAACGAGGAGGCUCGGAUCCUGGAGACCAAACUUCAGCAGAGCUCCUUCCACAAACAGCAGGAGGAACUGGAGAACCUGCGCAAGACCAUUGAGGAAUCGGAGGAAACGCUAGUGAAGACAAAGGAGGUUCAGAGUAAGGCAGAAGAGAAGUACAAAGUUCUGGAGAACAAGAUGAAGAACGCAGAAGCUGAGCGAGAGAAAGAACUGAAGGCAGCGCAGCAGAAACUCAACCAGGCCAAGAGCAAAGCGGACGCCUUCAACAAGAGACUGAAAGAGAAACAGCAGGAGGCAGAUGCAGUAGCCCUGGAGUUGGAGGAGCUUAAGAGAGAACAGGCUGGAUAUGAGCAGCAGAUUCAGGCUAUCGAUGAGGCCAUCAAAGCCGUACAGGAGCAGAUCGACACCAUGACAACACAUGUUUCGGCCAAUAAGGAGGCAGUGCGUGUCGCGCAGGAGCAGUUGUCCAUGCGGAAGGAGGUGAUUCUGGGACAGGAGAGAGAGAUCAAAGGAAAAACUGGAGAAGCCAACCGCCUCCGAGAACAAAACAACGACGCCCAGCUCAAAAUCAAAGAGCUGGAGCACAACAUAAGCAAACACAAGAAAGACAGCGCUGAUGCCACAGCCAAAGUUGCCCGCAUGUUAGCUGAGAACGACUGGAUCUCCUCUGAGAAGCAUCUCUUCGGUCAACCCAACACUGCCUAUGAUUUCAAGACCAACAGUCCUAAAGAAGCCGGACAGAGACUAAAGAGACUCGAGGAGACUAAAGACAAGCUGGAGAGAAACGUCAACCGCAGGGCAAUGAACAUGCUCAGUGAGGCUGAAGAGAGGUACAAUGAUCUUAGAAAAAAGAAGCGGAUUGUUGAGAACGAUAAAGCCAAAAUUCUGGAAACAAUUGAAGAGCUGGACCAGAAAAAGAACGAGGCGCUCAAUGUGGCGUGGCAAAAGGUAAACAAGGAUUUUGGCUCCAUAUUCUCCACCCUCCUGCCCGGCGCAAAUGCCCGUUUGGCUCCGCCCGAGGGGUGUGGCGUCCUGGAUGGAUUGGAGUUUAAGGUGGCUCUAGGGAACACCUGGAAAGAGAACCUGACAGAGCUCAGCGGGGGGCAAAGGUCUCUGGUGGCUCUCUCUCUCAUUUUGGCCAUGCUGCUUUUCAAACCAGCUCCCAUUUAUAUCCUGGAUGAAGUGGAUGCUGCUCUCGAUCUCUCGCACACGCAAAACAUUGGACAGAUGCUGCGCACACACUUUACACAUUCACAGUUCGUGGUGGUGUCUUUAAAAGACGGAAUGUUCACCAACGCAAACGUGCUCUUCAAGACCAAGUUCGUUGAUGGCAUCUCUGCGGUAACGCGCACGGCUCAGACGCACGAGGGGAAAGUUUUGGCACAGCGCAACCAGCAGAAAGCCAAGGACAAACGCCAGCGUCAAAUAAUCACCAGCUAAACGCUUUCUGAAUUACUCAUGCAAAUACAUUACACACUGAAGCUAUAUUUACUUCCAGUAAUCACUUAGAGGUGUACGCUCAAAUGAAAUGGCAUAUUUAAAAUGCUCAGUGCCGAAGCGUUUCAAACAUACACUCAGCUAAUGCAUAUCAGACAGGUCUGUAAAUUUUUUUUACACGUACAGCCUUUCUGUGCUUUUACUUCGUAGUUGCCAUGUGACUUUAGUGUAUUUUCUCUCUGUACAGUGCUUUUCAUUAUAUUUGUUUGUAGUAUGUAUCUAGGAGUCUUUGCUCUUUUUUAGUAAUAAAGUAUGGUAGUGACUUAAGAAAUUACCAUCAUGCCCAAAUGCACAUAUGGCAUUUUAAAACAUUUGAAGAGAAAUUGUGAUGAAAGCGUUUAGACAUUUUGCCAAUAAAUGUAAUUGGAUGGUUUACUUGUAUAUGACACGGUAUAAAGGACUGAAUUUCAUUCAUGACU